Molecule: messenger RNA, 2529 nt
Organism: Colias croceus (clouded yellow)
Lineage: Eukaryota; Metazoa; Arthropoda; Insecta; Lepidoptera; Pieridae
Exons: 15
Coding region: 72-2435 (787 amino acids)
Source: RefSeq, a predicted model, not a curated record
UGAACUUUACAAUGUCUCCGAUUUUAAAUAAUGGAUCUAUUUUACUUUGAUACACGCUUCUAUUCGACGAUAUGUUUGUAGUUAAUUAUUUACUUUUAAGCAUAUUUAUUACUUGUGUUUGGUCUCUACUCACCCAUGGUUUUAAUAAUGAAGAUCAAAUGCACCUGGUAUCCCCCGACCAGCACACACAGACGCCUCGCCUCGAAGAUUUCUUCUGGACAGGGUCUGGUGAUGGACCACCACCGCCAGACCUGUCAGAACCACUGCCUGAACCUAGCACACCAGUGGUACACACCACCACGGUGCUUGCUACUGUAUACUUGGACUCGUAUCCUCCUCAGGCGGUGACAGACAGCUCGGGUGAGUGCGUGCACAACUGCGACUCGUCUCCCGGCAGCCUGGAGCCAGACGUGCCAGAGGACAGGCGAUAUUGGCUCCUCACUGUUAUACAAGGGGCUACUCCCGAUAGCUUGCAAUUACGGCUUGCCAGACUCUAUCAGAAGGCAUUUUUGAGACAGCAAGAAAGACACCUAGGAAUCAUUAAAUCAUUAGAUGCAUCACCACCAAGAAAGAAACAUGAUGUACAUUCGUUUGUGGUGAAUAAGGAUAGUCAAAUAAAUCCCAUUAGUUCUGAUACUCCGCUCAAAUAUUCAGAAAUAGAAAGUUCUAUAGUAAAUGUCGGUGAUAUAACUCCAACAAAAACUAUUACCUCUACUUUAGCAACAUUUGUGAAAGUUCCAGAAUCAAGUGCUCUAAAUGGUGAAAUGUAUUUAGCAAAUAGCAUAGAUACCUCAUUUAUAGAUGAUAUUGAACCAACUUCACUAGCUGAUAAAGAAUCUUGGGUAUUAGUAACCCCAACUAUAGUCUUAAAGAAAAGAGAAAUCAACAUAGGGGAAGAGUUUGAUAUGAUGAAAGAAGAUAUGAUUGAUUUGCCUCUAGAAGAGGAUAAUAAUGGCACGUUGCUGUAUAAGCGUGAAAUUAUCAAACCUGAACAGCAGCCACCAGUGCAAGUGCACAUCCAAAAUAUAUCAGAAUCAGCAGAAACAGGUAGUGUCCAAAUAGUAUACGUAGUUCUGGUUGGGGGGAGAGCUGUACCAGCUGCGGUGGCUGCGAGAGACAUGCGUCUGGUGAGGGAUGCUGAAGUUGCCAAGGAACUGGGCGCGGUUGUUACUACUAAGGCUGAGCCAGCGUAUCUCAAAGCGGCUGAAGGACUAGAAGGAGAAGCAGCACCAGCUGGAGUGCACGGCACCGAACUGUGGGCUCUGAUAGUGGGCUCCACCAUUGCGCUACUGCUCCUGGUGAUACUGUUCGUGCUACUAUGUCUAGCACAUAGGAAAAAAUCUCUGAAAUCCGCAGCAUCCCUUCGAGCGUAUAGAAACGAGUUGAUGCGAGAGUUAGAACAGAGUAAGCAAGAACGAGAAGAUAAGAAUUCAAAGCAAUUAAUAAGCGUGGUAUCUCCGAGUAGAACAAGACCGAGCAGUGCCUUACUGCCCAUUUAUAGGAAGGACAGUACUUCUGGUUCAUCCACAACAUCGUCAGGUGUAUCGGAGGUGGCGGUGGCUCUGCGAAGACGACAGAAAAAACCACAUGCGCUUAGAAUGCCUCAGAAAAAACGAGUGGGAACAACAGACAGUUUACUAGAAGCGGCGGGUGUGGAGAGCUCAGACAGCGGACACACUCCCACGUCAUAUCUCUCUAUGCCAUCUAUUUCUGCUUUUCCAAGGGGCAACACAGUAGAACCAUUAUCCCGUAUUCUCGAACCGGUAUCCGUUCGUCACUUGGACGUAGAUUCCCCAAUAUCCAGCCCCAGGGCAAGGCAGGGGCAGGACACAGUGCCCCGGAGGCAAAUGCCCUCACAGCUGGUGAGAUUGGGCAGUAUUGAUAAGGACCCUGGUGUUAUCGGACCUUUAGUGUGGGAUUUGCAUUGCCAGAGGAUUAAGGAUGCGUCCAAGCCUUCAACUCCAAAGUCCCAAGAGCCAGGUCGCAUGAGACAGCGGUUCAACGAGCUGAUGGAUGAUGCGUUUACUCUCUUCGGGAGUGCGGGUUCGACUCCCAGCAAUGAUACGUAUACGGUGGAGAGGGAGGAUAAGGGGAAUGAGGCAAUGGCGCAAGCCCGCAACGACAACGUGCGUCUCCCGGCGUCGCCCGCACAUAGAGACACUGUUCGUGGUAGAUCUGCUGGGGUUGGUCGCGACAGCAAUAUGUCGGACUGUCCCCGUCCCCGCACAGCGCUACCGGCCCCGCGACCCGCACAGCGACGUGCUGCCUGGGGACCGCAGGCCACGAAUCCCCGUCACCCCUCUACCCCAGUAGUUCACCCCGCCCUUAUCACAACUGAGGGCAAGUUAGCCCCCGACGACCCGGCGUUACCUCUCAUAUCCGCUAUUAAAAGUGAAAUACAACGUGUUAGAGAAAAUGCUAUGAAACCUAAUUAAAUAACAGUUUAAUAUUUAACUAACAGUCCGCCCCGGCUUCGCCCGUGGUCCAUGUUUAGGUACGUUUUCUCUCCAUAAGAACCAUCCUCGUACU